UCCACCAUCUUAUAUUUGCAAAAUUCUCACGUCGUGAUUGUGGGUUGUCAUCCGAUCCGUUUUCUCUGCAAUUCAAAGUCUUGUGUGAUUUUUAAAGAGAGGAGAACGAAGUGAGCCUCCACCUCCACGAACCGGUUGAACCCGGUCCACCCACCCUAAAAGAAGAUUGUUUGCCUAAUUACCUCAAUGAAAUGAAUGAAAAUAAAUAAUAAUAAAAAAGAAAGCCUCAUGCUAUAAAGUUCCUGCUAUGCACAGGAAGGGUUAGACCUAUUGUGUGGGUCUAUAGUAGGCAGCUUUACCUUGCAUUUGAAAGAGGCUAAUCAUAUGAAUCCAACCUGUGAUCUAUUGUUCACAUGGCGACAACACCAAUUGUUGUGCCAAGGCUUGGAGAGAAGAGUUCUGGGAAGAAGCAUUGAAUGGAAACGUCGAAGAAAGACAUCCUUCUUCGACUUUGGAAAGAAGGUUGCAAUGUUGUAUACUGCUACCGCGAUAAGGUUAAGGUAUGCUAUCCCCAAAUUUAGUGUCUUUCUUACUCCAUCAAUUCUGAGGUUUUUUUCUCGUACCCCACGACAAAAUGCGAAAAUAGUAUUUGGGUUUGAUGCCAUUGAUGAUGCUGUGGCCAUGUUCACUCGCUUGAUUACUCUGCAUCCGCUUCCAUCUGUUGUAGAAUUUAACAUGAUUUUAGGGUCAAUAGUGAAGAUGAAGCAUUAUUCAACUACUAUCUCACUUUCUAAACAAAUGGGGUUGAGAGGAAUCACUCCUUCCAUAGUCACAUUGAGUAUUUUGAUUAAUUGUUACUGCCACUUGGGUCAGAUGGGUUUUGCUUUUUCUGUGUUGGGCAUGGUUCUCAAGAGGGGUUAUCAACCCAAUACCAUAACAUUGACUACACUCGUGAAAGGUCUUUGUAUCAAUGGUGAGAUUAAGAAAGCAAUGGACUUUCAUGACGGUGUGGUAGCAAAAGGAUUUCUGUUGGAUGAAGUUAGUUAUGGCACCUUGAUCAAUGGCUUGUGUAAAAUAGGACAAACAAGAGAUGCCAUGCAGUUGCUGCAAAAGAUGGAAAUACAAGUGGUUAAGCCUAACAUAGUAAUGUAUAAUAUGAUUAUUGACAGUUUAUGCAAAGAUGGACUUGUAACUGAGGCAUGUGAUUUAUAUUCUGAAAUUGAUGUCCGGGGAAUAUCUCCUGAUAUUUUUACUUACACUUCUCUAAUUCAUGGUUUUAGUAGUAUGGGUCAAUGGGGAGAAGUUACUCGGUUGAUGUGUGAAAUGGUUGAUAAAAACAUCAACCCAAAUGUUUAUACCUUCAAUGUAUUAAUUGAUGCAUUAGGUAAAAAAGGAAUGCUCAUAGAAGCUCAAGAUAUGUGUAAUUUGAUGAUUGAAAGAGGUCAGCAACCAGAUAUUGUUACUUUCAACACUUUGAUGAGUGGAUAUUGCUUACACGAUAAUGUGAGUGAGGCAAGAAAAUUAUUUGAUGCAGUUGUUGAAUGGGGUAUUGUGCGUGAUGUUUGGAGUCAUAACAUCUUGAUUAUUGGGUAUUGCAAGAGUAAAAAGAUUGAUGAAGCUGUGAGCCUCUUCAAUGAAAUGCAUUGCACGAAUUUGGCUCCUAAUACUGUAACUUACAGUUCUCUUAUUGAUGGUUUGUGCAAAUCUGGGAGAAUCUCUUAUGCAUGUGAACUUUUUAAUGCAAUUCAUGAUGGUGGUCCACCCCCUAAUGUUGUCACUUACAAUAUCUUGUUAGAUGCUUUUUGCAAAAUCCAACAUAUUGACAAGGCAAUUGCAUUAUUUAACCAAAUGUUUGAAAGGGGAUUGACUCCUAAUGUUUGGAGUUAUAACAUCUUGAUAAAUGGGUAUUGCAAGAGUAAGAGGAUUAAUGAAGCCAUGAACCUUUUCAAAGAAAUGCAUUGCAAAAACUUGAUUCCAGAUUCUGUGACUUAUAAUUCUCUUAUUUAUGGCUUGAGUAAAUCUGGGAGAAUCUCUAGUGCGUGGGAGCUUUUCAAUGCAAUGCAUGGCUGUCCACCAGUUAAUGUUAUCACUUACAAUAUCUUGUUAGACGGUUUUUCCAAAAUCCAACAUGUUCCCUAGGCAAUUGGAUUAUUUAAUGUAAUGUUCGAAAGGGGAUCGACUUCUGAUGUUUUAGUCAUAUAUCUUGAUUAAUGAAUUUCACAACUUGACAUGGGUAAAAGGAUGAAUGAAGCCAUGAAUCUCUUCAAAGAAAUUUGUCCCAACAAUCUGACUAUUGAUACUAUAAACUCAUAGUUCUCUUAUUAAUGGCUCAGGCUUAUGCAAAUCUUGGAGAAUUUCAUAUGCAUGAGAGCUCGGUGAUGACAUGCAUAAUAACGGACGGCAACCUAUCACUUGACAAGGUGACUGCUUUAAUUUCACGGCAUAUCAAAAAGGAAUUUGUUUUGAUUGGCACCAAUUCACCGUUCACUGGUUGAUGGUUUUUACAUAGGUUGAAGACUGAAGAUUGCAUGAGAGAUUUUUUUCAGCAUCUUUUGGUUCAAGUUUUUGUGUGAAAAUUAUUGCAUAUAACAUUACCAAUGGACUCUGCUAAGAACAUUUGUUCCAUGAAAUAUCGGCCUUUCUUUUAGAAAGAAAAAAAAAAUAGAAUGAUAGGGCAGAGGAACUGCUUCAAGAAAUGAUUGCUGGAGGUCUGAACAAUUGAUAAAACCUGAUAUGUUGAUUCCAUUGUUCAAUAUAGACAUACAGUUCGACCACUCAACUUGGAUAACUGUUGCUACUAAUAUCAACGCUGGAUCAGAAGGAAGGUUCAUAAUCCCCAUGCUGUUCUUUCUCUUGGCAUUUAUGAUCAAACCAAGUUCACAAACAGCAGCAUUGUUACAUUGUUAGGCAGCUACUUUCCUUUGGAAUAAUUUGUUUGGUGUGCUUGAUAAAUAUUGGGUUUAUCCCUUUAUUUUUGUAGCAUUUUCUCCCAACUCAGAUUCAUGAAAUUCUCCUAAAUAUUUGGUUGGAGUGUGAUGCUCAUAUUUUUUUAGAGCAUCUCUUUCCCUGUAUA
Messenger RNA from Gastrolobium bilobum, 3013 nucleotides. Its product is annotated as pentatricopeptide repeat-containing protein At5g16640, mitochondrial-like. The record is from RefSeq and is a predicted model, not a curated record. The transcript has 4 exons. Gene Ontology annotation, molecular function: protein binding. Bases 325 to 2079 code for a protein of 584 amino acids. Lineage: Eukaryota; Viridiplantae; Streptophyta; Magnoliopsida; Fabales; Fabaceae.